GCCAGUGAACGCUCAGUGUCAUACAUAGGUUUGGUGCCUCAGGAACUGGGAACUGUAGUGACACCAAUGGCCAGAAACACAGGUCAGGGUGGGAGGCCAUGGACUACUUCUCCCCUUGCUUUGAGUCGUCGAACGUCCAACCUACUACUAAGCUUUGGAGUUCCACUACUGGUGUUGCAUCUUUGUGACAGCAUUGCCCAGCAAACACCAGUUGAGGAAAGCUUCCGUGACUUGGACGUUUUGGAUGCCUUUAGUGGACAAGGUGAAGUAACCAAAGCAUUCCGUCGUCAUAAGGCAAAGGCGGACUUCUUCGAUGUGGAGACUCAAGGUUCAAGUGGGGACAUACUGGAUCCGCUGGGCUUCAGAGCCAUCAUGACAAAAGUCUUGAAAUUGAAGGAAAAGGCUUUGCUUAUGGCUGGACCUCCGUGUGGGAGCUGGGUCUGGGUCAAUCGAUCCACGAGUGGUCGCUCCAAACAAAAGCUAUUUGGCAACUCAUUUCGGCAAUAUGUCCGGGAUGCAAAUUCGAUCACAUGCCGCCUCUUUGUAUUGGCUUUGGUGGCCAUUUGCAGAGGAUGUGAGGUUCUGGUGGAGCAGCCGGGGUCAUCUCUAAUGGUCCAUUGCCCCUAUGUCCAAUUUCUGGCCUUGGUGAUUCAACCUCUUCGCUGGGCCUACGCCCGAUUUCCCUUGGGAGCAUGGGGACAUGCGAAUCAAAAACCUACUGUGUGCUUUGGAACAGUGAGCUAUUUGACUGACUUCAAGCGGAGACUUACGAAACGUGACCACCGUCGAAUUCAGAAAAACAAGGCCAUCAAGAAGCAUCAAAUGGUUCGUAAGUCCAUUUCGAAAUCUGGACGAGUUCAAGUGACUGGUUCGACGGGAAUGCGGAAGAGUGCUACCUAUCCACGCCCUUUUGCAGAGGCACUUGCCAAGAAACACCUUUCUUUUAUGG
This is a messenger RNA of Cladocopium goreaui, 949 nucleotides long. The record is from the annotation of a GenBank genome assembly. Lineage: Eukaryota; Dinophyceae; Suessiales; Symbiodiniaceae.